Messenger RNA from Lasiodiplodia theobromae, 2679 nucleotides. RefSeq names its product Plasma membrane ferric chelate reductase Fre2. The record is from RefSeq and is a predicted model, not a curated record. The transcript has 7 exons. Gene Ontology annotation, cellular component: plasma membrane. Gene Ontology annotation, biological process: iron ion transport; intracellular iron ion homeostasis; copper ion import. The coding region runs from base 1 to 2679 and encodes 892 amino acids. NCBI's taxonomy places the organism in Eukaryota, Fungi, Ascomycota, Dothideomycetes, Botryosphaeriales, Botryosphaeriaceae. Gene Ontology annotation, molecular function: ferric-chelate reductase activity.
AUGAAGCUCUCCCGCGGCGUUCCGUCAGCAUCGCGCAGGCGACUCCGCAGCAGUUCGCCACCGCUGGCGAUGCUGGUCCUACUGCUGCUAUCGUGCCUCGCCCCCGCCGUCCUGGCAGACGACCUCAUGCCGCCCGACCAAAUGUGCGUGCAGGCCAUCUUCAUGGGCUACAACUCGCUCAGCUUCGCCGAGGGCGCGGCGCCGCCGGCGCCGGCGGAAACCAAGGCCUCUGACGAUGGUGACGACGAUACGGUCGAAGCGCAGGGUGGCGCGGAUUUCUGCCGGAAUAAGCUUAAACAGACGUCCAUCUACGCCGCCGCCAAGGUGCACUGCGCGGCUUCGGACGCGGAGGAGGACUUCGCGCCUAUCGUCGAGAUGCUGGAGGAGCACUGCCGGAAGUGGGGUGGUGGUGGGGAAUUGAUGCCUGUGCCGGAGUUGGUGAAACAGAGGACUGUGAAGGAGUUGAGGGAGGGGUUGAGGCCGGUGGAGUAUGAGGAGGUGCCGAGGGGAGAGGUGUUGGAUGAAGUGGUGAUGAUGUCGGAUGCGUUUUACAAGAGGUGCUUUGAGACGAUUUUUUCGUGGCGGUAUACCAUGUGGGCACAUAAAAGAGGCGGAACUAUGAUGUAUGAGUUCUGGGGCGUUGUAUGUCUUGUUGCCAUAGCAGGCCAAGUCUACCGUCACUUCCUCAGAGACCGCGUAUUUCGACUUUCCCGUGGCGCUCGCAAAGCAUUUGCGUUUUCUAUUUUCCAACCCAUUCUAGAACGUGUGGAGCGCUGGACGCCCGAGAGUCUAACAUAUGAACGUCUUCCUGGCGUUAUCGCAACAGAGAAGGACUCAAGGUCAUGCUUUCAUUUCAAGUUUUUCCCUGUGGGAGAGACAAUAGUAAUUUGGGCAUACUGGAUCUUCAGCAUCACUCUCAACUUUACCAACUAUCGAUUCUAUAACGAGAGUAUAUAUUUCCCCGAGAUGCCAGGCCAGGUAGGAAGAUAUUCUGCUGACCGUACUGGUAUCCUCUCAUACGCGAACCUGCCAAUAUUGUGGCUAUUUUCCGGCAGAAACAACAUCUUCAUGUGGGCAACUGGCUGGAAAUUUCCUACCUUCAUCCGCUUUCACUUGCAUGUUGCUUGGAUAGCCACCCUGGAAGCUAUCGCUCACUCGUUUCUAUACACAGCUCUCACUGUCAACAGUGGCAUAUUUUGGGAUUGGAUGAAGGCUGAUUGGUUCUUUGUUGGCGUCAUUGCAACUUUUGUAAUGACGCUGCUCCUCAUAAUUUCCACUCCGGUGUGGCUUAGAGAACGAUACUACGAGCUUUUCAUAGACAGCCAUGUUGUGUCGUCUCUCGUGGUAAUAGUUGGUCUCUUCGUCCACACUAGCGUCUUCAAUCAUGAAUACGACUGGUACCUUUGGAUUCCAGCCGUACUUUGGAUGUUGGACCGCUCGCUCCGCCUGUUUCGCAUCAUUUUCCUUAACAUCGGUUUUAACCGCCGCCGGAUCUGCUGUACUACUACGUCGGCCACAUACGACCAUUCAUCCAACAUCAUCACACUUGAAAUCAUCCCAGGACCCAACAUUGCGCCUCCUCGGCCAGGCCAAUAUUACUUUCUCUACCAACCAUUUUCCCUCCGCGGCUAUGAGAACCACCCUAUGACACUUGGGACAUGGCGACGGCACGGGGCAGAUUCUUCAAACACCAGCGGAGAAGGCUACCCUCUUACCCCCACCACAACGUCUUCGUCAUCAAUUCACGAUGAAGAAGAAGAUGCAGGGCCACUCCACCCCUGCACCAGCACUCAACCUCUUCUUUCCUCCAGCAACUCCUCCCCUUCUACCUCGCCCACUCGCCUCCAUGCCCGACCAUUCCCAUCAGCAAGCGCAUCCAAUAAAGGUCCCACAACCUUGACGUUCUGGAUCCGGCCCUACGACGGCUGGACGCGCCGGCUGCGCGACCAGUGUAUUGCACACGACCGCAAAGUUCGACGGCCGUCUUCAGACUCCUCAGACGCGCGCCACAGUAGCAGGACAGCAGUAUGUCACCCACUUAUCCUCCUCGAGGGACCAUAUGGCGCGACGCAUACUUUGCCCGGGGCGUACGAUGCGACCAUCCUCAUUGCCGGCGGCUCGGGCAUCAGCGCCGCGGUACCGUACUUGCGAGAAUACUCGCGUCAUCUUUACCUAUCCUCGCAAGCAGGUGGUGCAGGAGACGAGGUGGAGGAUGAGACAGCGGAUGUAGAAGAGCGUGGAGAAGGAGUGAGAGGAGGAGGAAGAGGAGGUCGGACGGGAAAGCCCAUCGUCCAGCUCGUCUGGGCCGCCCGCGAGGAGACUUUCAUCCGAGAUGUCGCGGCGCGCGAACUCCGCAAGGGCUUGACCCGCGAGGACUUCGUAGCGAAGCUUUACUGCACGGCGUCGGUGCCGGACGCGGUUGCGCGGAGAGAAGGUGGCGCGCGGGAUGAGGAGCUGGAAAUACAUCCUGGGCGGCCGGACGUCAGGACCAUCAUCGCUGAGGCAGCGCAGAGCGUGUGUGAGGCGAAGCUGAGGGCAAGUGGCAAGGGUAGAGGAAAGGUGGCCGUGCUGCUGUGCGGACCGCCGGCUAUGGCGAAGGGUGUGGAAGCGGCGGUGAAAGGGGUGGCGGAGGAGUUUGAUUGUUGGGUGGAUUAUUUUGAUGAGGUGUUUACUUGGUAA